Messenger RNA from Musca domestica (house fly), 2562 nucleotides. It is a transcript of the gene Tango10, whose product is annotated as BTB/POZ domain-containing protein 17. The transcript has 4 exons. Lineage: Eukaryota; Metazoa; Arthropoda; Insecta; Diptera; Muscidae. The coding region runs from base 336 to 1877 and encodes 513 amino acids. Gene Ontology annotation, molecular function: protein binding. The record is from RefSeq and is a predicted model, not a curated record.
CACCCCCUCUAUUUUAUCAUACUUAAUCUUUACGGCCGUUUCUUUGUUUUUUUCUCCUCAUUCGUAAACUUUUUGUGCUUAUCUUUUGACACGCACGGGACGCUUUUAAUUUAGAUUGCACAGAUUGCGAAAAUACUAAAAAUCGUUCAGCUUCGUUGACUGAUUACAACAAGAAACAUUAAAAUAAUUAAAAAGCGACGAAUAUUUAGGAUAUAUAAACACUAUGAGCCCAGGAAAUAUUUCCAAGGAUAUACAACAUGACCAGUAAAUAAGAAAACCAAACAAAUAAUAUUUAUUGCACCGUGGACUAAAACACAAAUCGACGCAUCGAAAAAAUGUCUUUCAAUUCGAAUCAAUCCAAUAACAAGGAAGAGGGCCAGGAGUAUGGUCUGAUAACACCAAACAUGGAGGUGGAUGAGCAGAGUCAAGAUCAGGAUCCUACAAUAAGUGUGCAAGUUAUGAACAAUUCCAAUAGUGUUCUCAAGAAAAUUGCCAACCUGUAUGCCGAGCAAUUAAUGUCGGAUAUUAUCUUGGUUGUGGGUGAACAACAAUAUCCCGCCCACCGUGUCAUACUCUGUGCCAGCAGUGAUGUAUUUCAAGUGAUGCUAAUGAAUCCCGAAUGGAAUGAAUGCCGCAAAAGAGUAAUAGAACUUGUUGAAGAACCAUGCUGCGAGGCGGUAUUUCCACAAUUUCUCAAGUAUUUAUAUGUGGGCAAAAUCGAUAUAUCAUUGAGUACUGUGAUGCCAAUGCUGGCCUUGGCCCACAAGUACAAUGUUCAGGAUCUGGUCGACCUUUGUGUACAAUAUAUGAUGAAACACAUUGCCAAAGCAGCUACACAAGGUUUUCUAGUAUCAUGGCUACAGUAUACUAUUGCUUUUAGUCCACAACAUAAAGAACUAACGGAAGCUUUGAAACGGUUUCUAAAAUGGAAUUUGGAAAUUGUAUCGGAAUCCAGAGAUUUUGUUGAACUGGAUGUUAGUGUCAUGGCAAUUUUAUUGCAACAAAAUGAUUUGGUUGUGAGCAGUGAAUACAAGCUAUUUGGAAUACUACAGAAUUGGUUGUUGCAGCGUAAAGAUUUGCUUGAUAAUGAUGAUUCCCUGACAGAUGCUGAAAAGCAGGAGCAUUUCAUUGCGUUGGUGGAACAGACAGUGGUACAUAUACGAUUUGCCAUGAUGACACCUCGAGAGCUGGCCCAUUUGCUUAUAUUUCCUCUGUUGGAAUAUCACAAAGAGUACAUAGUACAACGCAUGGCCAUUGGAAUGUCAUAUCAAUCGGGUCAAGAGGAACGGGUGCAGGAGGUGCGGAAUUCUCAAGAUGGUUGUCUUCAGUUUACUCCGCGCUUGUAUUUGAAUGAUACCUGGAGCAUUAGCAAAAUGGUUAAUAAUUUCGAUAUGAUUGAGAAGUAUAGUAAUUAUGUUACAUGCUUCUUCACGCCGGGAAAUAUUGCGGAGACAGAAGAUGAGCAACCAUUCACCUGGGAAGUGGAAUUCUUUCCGCGAGGUAUUAAAUACAACAAAGCCAAAAUGGUUUGGGGGGAGGAUGUUCCAGAAGUUUCCAUUAAUACAGUACGUGUAAGAGUUACAUGUAAACAUUUGCAGGUGGAAGAGAAACGAUUUAAGAUUGCAUGUCUCAUAACUGGUGUACAAAAUAAAAUUGAUCAUAUCCUAACGCUACAUGAACGCACUGAAUAUUUUUCAAGUAAAUCACGUGUGGUGAAUAUUGACAACCUAAUACCCUACGACGAAUUGGCAUUAUCUUCCAUUAAUCUAUCGCCACAUUUGGUGGGUCCAAAUCGUAAUAAUUUAGAACUGCAAGUUAUUAUUGUGCCCAUGGGUCCCUAUACCUGCCGUAACACACCAUCAUUUGAUUUUAAAUGAAUUUUCGGUUUAAAGUUAUUCGACUGAAUCAAAAGAACAGAAACAAAAGAAAACAAAACGACUGACUACACUCCGUAACUUGUGUGCAACCAUCCCUAAGUGCAUCCCCCUUUAUUAUUUUCAAUUCUUUCUAAGUGAUAUGCCAUCAAAUACUAACCACAGACAUCUAACAAAUUGUUAUGAUUUUUUUUGCUUUAAAAUGAAUUUAAUUAAUUUCUUAAUUAGUUCAUGUUGUGUUAUUUGAUUUUAUUAUAAUGUUUAAGUUAAAGAUUUCUACCAAUGUCUGGUUAAGGUAUUUUAAAUGGAAAUUUUAUUCCAUGGUUAUGUCUAAAAACUGGAGUUUAAAACGACAACUGUUCCAUUGCUACUUUCCCUUACAAAUUUGAAAAUCUACGUUCUAAAGAUCGUUAUAAUAUUUUUAGUUCGGUAAUGGGCUUUAGAUAAAUGUGCAGUGCUUUAAUUACGUUUUUCUUUUUGUUUUGUAUAAUAACACUAAAACAAAAAUGAACGUCAUUUUCACCAGAACAAGUAUAGAGUAUUAGAUAAGUUUGGCAUGAAUUGUAUAUUUUUUCCAAAACUAGUGUUAUUUUGCCAUUUUCUCAUAAUCGUGAAAUUUUAAAUGUAAUUAAUUCCAAAAUAAAUACCUUUUUAUAGGCGAAAUAAAAACAAGUAUAUUACUCUUUCA